AUGGACGUUCCACCGCACCGCCCCGAGCUCAUCGAGAAGACACCCGAGUACCUCGAGACCAUCACGAGCCUCGCGCACCCAGAGCGCGUGCUCAACAAGAGGGGGUACCUAACCGUGCAGCUGACGAGCUACGAUCUCGAGUGCAAGAAGCGAUGCUCGCACUGUUCUAAAGUUCUCAAGAAAAAGACCAAGAUACGCAGGAGCUGGAGCUGGGAAAUGAGGCAUGGUGAGGAUGCCUCUUCUGGCGGGGUGUCGUUGGACAGCAAGGCCAAGGACCUUUGCAGGUAUCACACCGGAGCGGUGCGAGCCAAGCACUGGACGUGCUGUGGUGGUUUCGUUGCCGUACCAGGCUGCGUCGAGGCUGCGCAGCACAUGCCUCGCGUCUACGCGCACAACGAGCUGGAGCUCGAUUGGCAGCUUCACCCCACGCCUUGCCCAUCGCCUACCACACAGGGCCACCGUCGUGGCGGUAGAUUCACCGCGAUCAAGCCCGUCGACGCUGUGGCCAUUGAUUGUGAAAUGGGUACGUCCGAGCACGGCGACUCGGAGCUCAUCCGGCUGACGGUUAUCGACUACUUCACCGGCCAGGUGCUGCUGGACAAGCUCGUGUGGCCCGACUGCCGCAUGCAGCACUUCAACACCCGGUUCUCCGGCAUCACGCGCCAGAUGAUGAACGACGCGCGGCGGCGGCGCACCUGUCUGUUUGGCAGGACGAGUGCGCGGGCGGAGAUGUGGAAGUUUAUCGGGCCGGACACGGUCGUGGUAGGCCAUGGGUCGAACAAUGAUUUCACCUCCCUUCGCUGGAUCCAUCCACGCAUCGUGGACACGUUUCUGAUCGAGGAGUCGUUCGCCAGACUGGAGAGGGCCAAGUUUGAGGCCGCCAGGGCGGAGAUGAAGGAGGAGAGGGCGGCCCUGAUGGAACGUGGCGAACCAUGGGACCAUCUGGAGCAGCCGCCCGAGGUUCAGGGAUCGUCGCUCAAGGCACUGGCGGAUACGCGCCUCCAGCGCAAGAUCCAGAGGGCGGGGCGGGGCCACGACAGUUUGGAGGAUGCCUUGGCUUGCAGGGACCUUCUGCACUGGCAUGUUGUGAACCGUCUGGAUCGGGAGUCCAAGCCGGACCCUUUCCAGUUGGCGAUUGACGAACUUGCUAUUGCCUAG
Emericellopsis cladophorae is the source of this 1158-nucleotide messenger RNA. RefSeq lists its product as uncharacterized. NCBI's taxonomy places the organism in Eukaryota, Fungi, Ascomycota, Sordariomycetes, Hypocreales, Bionectriaceae. The record is from RefSeq and is a predicted model, not a curated record. Gene Ontology annotation, cellular component: nucleus. Gene Ontology annotation, biological process: rRNA processing; ribosomal large subunit assembly. Gene Ontology annotation, molecular function: exonuclease activity; nucleic acid binding. The transcript is spliced from 3 exons. Bases 1 to 1158 code for a protein of 385 amino acids.